GAAUUGCGAGUGGUGGAGAUGAUGCCACCGUCAUCAUCUGGGAUACCGAGAGCAAACAGAUGGUAUUCAAUCCGCUGGUGAAGCACACAGAGAAGGUGAACUCUGUGUGCUUCUCCCCGGAUGGAAGGAGAGUCGCAAGCGGUUCGCAUGAUUCAACGGUUGUUGUAUGGAAUGCGGAGACUGGCGCAGUCCUUGCAACACUCGAUCAUCGUAAUGGUGGCAAAACCGGCGUACACGUGUGGAGCGUGUCAUUUAGCCCGGAUGGGCUAAAAUUAGCAUCCGGAUCAUCUGACCAUACCAUCCGGGUGUGGCGCACCGUUAACGCCGAAUGUUUGCUCAAGAUCAACGCUGGCUUGCAAUGGACAGUUCGAAGUGUUGUGUGGUCGCCCGACGGCAACCAGCUUGUAUCUGUAGCAUCCAACAAUACAGCCAAGUUCUGGGAUUCGUCUAGUGGAGAAAAGAUCGGUCAACCGUGUAUCGGUCACACUCGCUGGAUCACCUGUCUUGCCAUCUCUUCAGAUAACUCCUUCAUCGCCACAGCAUCAGGCGACAGCACUGUGCGGCUAUGGUGCACAAAGACACAUAAGCAGAUAGGACAUGUACUUGAACAUGCCAAAAAAGUUCACUUUGUUGCGAUUUCUCCCGAUGCAGAACUGCUUGUGACUCGGAGUGGAGCCGAUCAUGGAGAUCUUCUGCUUUGGUCUGUUAGGGACAUACUGGAGCAUGGUAAAGUAGAGGAAAGCACGACAGAGGACGAGGAAAUACAGGGAGAGCAACUCUGCAGAAGCGAAACGCAGAGUUGUUGUGACAGCAAAAAUGAGCAUAUCUGCGAUAACAUCAAUCACAAAGAGCCCUCUGUUGAUCAGGACAGUACAUGCGACUCCUCUGACUUCCACGACGCCCUUAGCAGUAUUAGUGACGACCAAGACUUAUUAUUUGAUAUCUUCGCUAUAAGGAAGACAGUCCGCAAUUCUUGGGACCUUCAUAUCAUCGAAGACCUCUUGACCCAUGAAAUCGAGUUCGACGAAGAUGACAACAGAUGCGAUACGUAUGCUAAUCGCUCAAUUGUAAGGGCGCGAAAGUUCGAGUGGGACGAUGCACUUCAAGACGCAGUCAAGUCUAUUGCUAUCCAGCCCUCAUUACUGGGCUACGUUUCCAAGGGCAUCGCCCUUUGCGGCAACAAGCAGCUCUGGGACGCGAUGGAAGCUUUCGAUUCCGCUUUUGUAUUUUCCAAUAGCGAUCCCAAUAUCCUCAAUCUUUUACUACUGAUCAAGGCUAUUGCGCUUUUCUAUGCCGGUCGCCACGAUGAGGCAAUGCGACGGGUUCAAGACCUCACAACCGCUUCUCAACACUCAGAUCCAAUUCCGUGUAGCGUUGCCAAUGUGAGCUUUGUAUCAAACCUGAAAUUUCUCUCACUCUCGACCAAACCUGUUAGUCGUAUCUACAUGUGCAGCUUGCAACCACUGCUUUCCAGGAUGGGCGGUACAGCGAAGCCGCCAAUCAACUCGAUUGUAGUAUUCCCAGUUUAACGGAAUUGUUCUCGAGCAGAGCACUUUUUGAACCUAGAUUGAAGAUAUUCACGGUGCUCUUCGGAUGGGACUUAGACACGUCAUGGCAAAGCGUCAACCAAAUGCGAUGCAAAGCA
This is a messenger RNA of Suillus fuscotomentosus, 1645 nucleotides long. RefSeq names its product WD40-repeat-containing domain protein. Gene Ontology annotation, molecular function: protein binding. The transcript is spliced from 6 exons. NCBI's taxonomy places the organism in Eukaryota, Fungi, Basidiomycota, Agaricomycetes, Boletales, Suillaceae. Bases 60 to 1529 code for a protein of 489 amino acids. The record is from RefSeq and is a predicted model, not a curated record.